Molecule: messenger RNA, 3006 nt
Organism: Lotus japonicus
Lineage: Eukaryota; Viridiplantae; Streptophyta; Magnoliopsida; Fabales; Fabaceae
Product: probably inactive leucine-rich repeat receptor-like protein kinase IMK2
Exons: 2
Coding region: 258-2789 (843 amino acids)
Biological process (GO): protein phosphorylation
Molecular function (GO): protein binding; ATP binding; protein kinase activity
Source: RefSeq, a predicted model, not a curated record
UCAUUUCAUUUAUUAUCCUCUCCCUUAAACCAUAACCCACUUAAUUUAACUUUCCUCACUCACAUUGCUUCAUCAGAAUCAUACUCCAUUUUUUCUUCACUCUCUCACUUUUUCCUUCCUCCACUUUCUUCUUGUUCUUCAUUGUACUUUCUGAGCUAGAUAAGCCUGAUAGGUGAGAAUUGUAGAGAGAACACAUAAACAAAGAGAGUGGAAAACCUGCUGUUUAUUUUCUUAUAGCCAUUGUUGUUCUCAUUCUCAUGGGAAACAAUAGUUGGCAUGUCAAACAUUUCCAAUCUGCAAAUGGUGAUGAUAGAAGGAACAACUUGAGGAGGAAACAUGAGGGAAGUUUCAUAUACUUGGCAUUUUCUCUGUUUCUUCUGCUAGCUCUGGCUUCCACCAUUCAACCUGUGUCAGGAAGUUUGUGGGAUGGGGUGGUUGUUACUGAAGCUGAUUUUCAAUCUCUGAGGGCUAUUAAGCAUGAGCUGAUUGAUCCUAAAGGGGUGCUGAGAAGCUGGAAUGACAGUGGUUUGGGUGCUUGUUCAGGUGGUUGGGCAGGGAUCAAGUGUGUGAAUGGGGAAGUUAUAGCAAUUCAGCUUCCAUGGAGAGGGUUGGGUGGUCAAAUCUCUGAGAAAAUUGGGCAGCUUCAAGCUCUUAGGAAGCUCAGUCUCCAUGACAAUGCUAUUUCUGGUCCUGUCCCUAUGGCUCUUGGCUUUCUUCCUAAUCUCAGAGGAGUGUACCUCUUCAAUAACAAGCUUUCAGGUUCUAUUCCUCCUUCUCUUGGCAAUUGCCCCAUGCUUCAGUCUAUUGAUGUUAGCAACAAUUCCCUCACUGGUAAAAUUCCUAACAAUUUAGCAAACUCCACUAGGAUAUACAGGAUCAAUUUGAGCUUUAAUUCACUUUCUGGCUCCAUUCCUACCAGUUUCUCCAUGUCUCCUUCUCUGACUAUUCUUGCUCUCCAACACAACAAUCUCUCUGGUUCCAUCCCAGAUUCUUGGGUUGGAAUAGGAAAGAAAGCUUCCCAGCUUCAAGUUUUGACCCUUGAUCACAAUGUCAUUUCUGGAACUAUCCCAGUUUCUCUUAGCAGGUUGUCUUUGCUUGAAAAUGUUUCUUUGAGUCAUAACCAGAUUGCAGGAUCUAUUCCAAGUGAACUAGGUGCACUUUCCAGGCUACAAAAUCUUGAUCUCUCAAACAAUGCCAUCAAUGGCAGCUUCCCUGCUAGCUUCUCUAACCUCUCUUCUCUUGUUUCAUUGAAUCUAGAGAAAAAUCAACUUGAAAGCCAUAUCCCUGAUGCUCUGGACAGGUUGCACAACCUUUCUGUGCUUAACCUGAAGAGCAAUAAGUUCAAUGGUCAAAUCCCACCAACAAUUGGAAACAUAUCAAGCAUUAGGCAAAUUGAUUUCUCUGGAAAUAAAUUUGUUGGAGAAAUUCCAGAUUCCCUUGCCAAACUUGCAAAUCUCAGUUCAUUCAAUGUUUCUUAUAACAACCUCUCUGGUCCUGUCCCAUCCUCACUUUCCAAAAGAUUCAAUGCUAGCUCAUUUGCAGGGAAUCUUGAGCUCUGUGGGUUCACCAGUUCAAAACCAUGCCCUGCACCCUCUCCUCAUAUUCUUCCAGCUCAAUCACCAGAGUCAACUUCUAAACCCCACCAUCACAGAAAAUUAAGUACCAAGGACAUAAUCCUCAUAGUAGCAGGUAUUCUCCUGUUGAUUCUACUAUUACUGUGCUGCUUGUUGCUGUGUUGUUUGAUCAGGAAAAGAGCUGCUUCAAGCAGAAAGAGUGACAAGACUGCUAAGGCGACAGCAUCUGCUAGGAGUGUUGACAAAAGUGCCCCAGGUGGUGGUGAUGUGGAGUCAGGAGGUGAAGCUGGUGGGAAACUGGUUCACUUUGAUGGGCCUUUUGUGUUCACUGCUGAUGAUCUUUUGUGUGCCACUGCUGAGAUAAUGGGAAAAAGUGCAUUUGGAACUGCAUACAAGGCAACACUAGAGGAUGGGAACCAAGUUGCUGUGAAAAGGUUGAGGGAGAAGACCACUAAAGGGCAAAAAGAAUUUGAAGCUGAGGUUGCUUCACUUGGCAAAAUCAGACACCCAAAUCUCUUGGCACUCAGAGCCUACUAUCUUGGACCCAAAGGAGAGAAGCUUCUUGUCUUUGAUUACAUGUCUAAAGGAAGUCUAGCAUCAUUCCUUCAUGCUCGUGGGCCUGAAAUUGUGAUUGAAUGGCCAACAAGGAUGAAAAUAGCAAUUGGAGUCACUAAUGGGCUGUGCUAUCUCCAUAGCCAAGAGAAUAUGGUACAUGGGAAUCUCACAUCCAGCAAUAUACUAUUGGAUGAGGAGACAAACCCUCAUAUCACAGAUUUUGGUCUUUCAAGGCUAAUGACAACUUCAGCCAAUAGCAACAUCAUAGCUACAGCAGGGAAUCUUGGAUACAAUGCACCAGAGCUUUCAAAGACUAAGAAACCUAACACAAAGACUGAUGUGUACAGCCUUGGUGUCAUAAUCUUGGAGCUUCUAACUGGUAAACCACCUGGGGAACCAACCAAUGUCAUGGACUUGCCUCAGUGGGUGGCAUCAAUUGUGAAAGAGGAGUGGACAAAUGAAGUGUUUGAUUUGGAGCUCAUGAGGGAUGCACCAGCCAUUGGGGAUGAGUUGCUUAAUACAUUGAAAUUGGCUCUGCAUUGUGUGGAUCCAUCUCCAGCUGCUAGGCCUGAAGUUAAGCAAGUUUUGCAGCAAUUGGAGGAAAUCAAACCAGAGUUGGUUCCAGAGGAUGAUGGAACUAAGGCCCAAACAACUGAAUAGUUAGUUUAUUUUGAGAGUGUGUCAAGAAAGGAGACAUUUUGAUUACUUGAAUUACCAGAGAAAGGAUAUAUGUUUUUAUUCUUUAUUUAUUUCUUCAUUAAGUUUAUAUGUAUAUAGGUGUGAGGAUUUGCUUACAUUAUUAAGUAUUCUUUUUAACUAGGUGAAUGAAUAAGGUAUGUUUUCAUUCUCUGUUUAAUUAAAUAUUUUUUUUACUUGA